Messenger RNA from Tetrahymena thermophila SB210, 513 nucleotides. Its product is annotated as dual specificity phosphatase domain protein. The record is from RefSeq and is a predicted model, not a curated record. NCBI's taxonomy places the organism in Eukaryota, Ciliophora, Oligohymenophorea, Hymenostomatida, Tetrahymenidae. Gene Ontology annotation, cellular component: cytosol. Gene Ontology annotation, biological process: protein dephosphorylation. Gene Ontology annotation, molecular function: protein tyrosine/serine/threonine phosphatase activity. The transcript has a single exon.
AUGGAAGAAGAAGAAUAAUAUAUUGAUCCUUCUAAAAAUGAUGUUUAUUGCGGCAUUUAGAUAAUCAGUGAAAUAAUUCCUCCAAAUAAUUUUGGUAAGGGAGGUUUGUAUUUAGGGAGAGUCCAUAUGGUUGAAAGAGAAAAGUAGAUUUAAUAAAUGAAGAUAGGAGCUAUUCUAUCAAUAAUUGAUACUCCUGUAGAAAUACACCCAAAAAGAAAAAUCAAACACAAAUUCAUAUAAAUGGAGGAUGAACCAGAGAAAGAUUUGUCUAAAUUUUUCGAUGAGGCUAAUAAAUUUAUAUCAGAUAAUCUUUUGCACACGAAUGUAUUUGUGCACUGUUAAAUGGGCAUUUCCAGAAGUUCUACAAUAGUAAUUGCGUAUUUGAUGAAGCAAAGAAAAUAAAACUUUUAAACAACAUUAGAAUAUGUAAGGAGUAAGAGAGAUUGUGUUGAUCCUAAUGCUGGCUUCUAAGAAUAGCUUAAAAAAUGGGGCUAAAAAUUACAAUUAAAAUGA